Cetraspora pellucida is the source of this 396-nucleotide messenger RNA. The record is from the annotation of a GenBank genome assembly. Lineage: Eukaryota; Fungi; Glomeromycota; Glomeromycetes; Diversisporales; Gigasporaceae.
AUGGAUUCAUCUUUGACCGAUCCAUAUUGUAAUGGUUGCAAAAAAUUUAAACCUAUUAAUGAAUUCAUAGAAAAUGAUAAAAAUAAUAUACCUACUAAAUUUCUAAUUUGCAAUUGUUGUUGUCAAAAAUCUUCUAAUAAAUGGAAAAGAUCUAUAACAACCGAUGAUAUUCUAUUUAAUGACGAGUUAGAAAUUGUUGAAUUGGAUUUUUUAAGUGAAAGUGUUGCAGAGAUUUUAGAAAAUACACUAUCAAAUUCAGAUUUUCAUUUCCAUUGUGAAAUAAAUAUUAGAAAUUAUAAUAGUUCAAAUAAAGAUCUAGCAAGUGAAAUUAUUGAACAAAUUGAGAAUGUAGACGAAUAUAAUUGGAUUUAUAAUUGUCAAUAUAAUACUGUGUAA